CCCGUUAGUGUUACUUCAAGCUUCGACAGAGAAGCUCGCGUAAAGCUUGACGCAGCGCAUUCGCCUCACGGUAACUGUAAACACAACUUCGAGCUGCGAGUUAUGUGGAACGUAAGAGCUCGCAAGUCUUAACCGUCGUCAACUUCGGCGCCAACCGAGAGUUUCGUGAAUGAUGAAAUUGAGAAUCGUGUUCAAGAAGAGACUGUCAAAAUUCCAAAAGUGAAAAGUGUCGAAAUCGCGAUGUGGUUCCUAGUGUUACUGUUGUUUUUCGCCUCCUCUUCCUCUGGCUCGAGGUACGGAGGACCGGUGCAGUGUUCCUGGUUACCGGAUAACACCGACACGACGUCGUCCAAACUUUCGCUCACGUGCAAAGUAAAAGUUCUCGGCGAAGCCGAAAGUGUUAACUUCACCUCCGUGCCCUCGGAGAUAACUUCGAAGCUGAAGAUAAUAUGCGAGAACGAGCUGUUCAUCGAGAGCGUCCUGCCGAGCCAGGGCCUGCAGCGGCUCCACGAACUCGUCAACUUGAACAUUGUGAACUGCAAGUUAUUAUCGAUCGAGCCCAACUCCUUCCUGGGACUUUACAACUUGAAACAGCUGUCCAUCAACACCCACAACUCCAACUGGGGUCCCGGAAAAAGCCUAGAGCUGUCUAGUUUGAGCCUGAUGGGUCUUAAGGAACUUCAACUUUUCGAUCUGUCCGACAACAACAUCCGGCUGUUUCCCGAUGGCACCUUCUGCGCCCUCCAGAACUUGCACACCCUGAACCUCACGAGGAAUCGGCUGAAGAACCCUGAGAAUUUCGGUUUCAACAUCCCCGAGUGCAGCAGCAGCGAACUUCACCAUUUGGAUGCGUCCCACAACGGUUUACGUUCCCUCACAGAAGCCACCGGUUUUUCCUAUCUUCGCCGUCUUCAGACCUUGAACCUGAGCAACAACAACAUCACCGACAUCUCCGGGGAAGCUCUAGCUGGUCUAGUUUCCCUGAAAGUGAUCAACUUAUCCAACAACAGAAUAGAAGGUCUACCUGCAGGUCUUUUCGCAGGAAGUAGGGAGUUACACGAAAUUCACCUUCAAAACAAUUCCCUAUUCUCCCUUGCCAAAGGAAUCUUCCACCGUCUAGAACAACUUCUAAUCCUUGAUUUAUCGGGAAAUUCCCUGACCAGCAAUCACAUAGAUGCUGGUACCUUCUUGGGACUCAUACGUCUGAUUGUCCUAAAUCUAUCCCACAAUUCUCUCACCCACAUCGAUGGUCGUACAUUCAAAGACUUGUUCUUCUUGCAAAUUCUCGAUCUGAGGAAUAAUUCCAUCGGAUUCAUCGAAGACAACGCGUUCUUACCCCUUUACAAUCUCCACACCCUGAAUCUGGCUGAAAAUCGUUUAAACACCAUCGGACCUCUUCUUUUCAACGGUUUAUUCAUCCUCAGCAAACUGACGUUAAACAACAAUCUUAUCUCAACUAUCGACCCCAAAGCUUUCCACAAUUGUUCGUCCCUGAAAGAACUAGAUUUGAGCUCGAAUUCUUUGGAACAAGUACCGGAAGCCAUUCAAGAACUCACAUUCCUGAAGACUUUGGACCUGGGAGAGAAUCAGAUAAGCGAGUUCCGGAAUGGCUCAUUCAAGAAUUUGAACCAACUUACCGGUUUGCGGAUGAUUGACAAUAAUAUCGGUAACUUGACCGUUGGGAUGUUCUGGGACUUGCCCAGUUUGCAAGUGUUGAAUUUGGCGAAGAACAAGAUUCAAGGGAUCGAGAGGGAUACUUUCAAGAGGAACACGCAAUUGGAGGCUAUAAGGUUGGAUGAGAACUACAUCGGUGAUAUAAAUGGGAUAUUCGCAACUUUGGCAUCCUUGUUAUGGUUGAAUUUAUCGGAUAAUCACCUGGUUUGGUUCGAUUACGCCUUUAUCCCGAAGAAUUUGAAAUGGUUGGAUAUCCAUGGUAAUUUCAUUGAACACUUAGGGAAUUAUUAUAAGAUCCAAGAUGAAAUUAGGAUUAAAACGUUGGACGCCAGUCAUAACAGAAUAACGGAAAUUUCUCCCAUGUCCAUCGCAAACAGUAUAGAGUUGCUUUUCAUUAACAACAAUUUCAUCAAGUCCAUCCACCCUAACACUUUCCUGGACAAAACUAAUUUAGCCAGAGUGGAUAUGUAUGCAAAUGAAUUAGUAAACUUGGAUCUGAGCUCCCUACGUUUAUCCACCUUCCCAGAAAAUAAGUCAUUACCGGAAGUGUACCUUGGAGGAAAUCCUUUUCACUGCGACUGUAACAUGGAAUGGCUGCAGCUCAUAAACAACAUCACGGAUUCCAGGCAAUACCCGAAAAUAAUGGACUUAGACAACGUCCUCUGCAAGUUGACGCAUUCCAGUAGAGGCGUUUCUCAUCUUCCUUUCAACCGCGCCAAGAGUAGUGACUUUUUAUGUACCUACGAGACACACUGUUUCGCCCUGUGCCAUUGUUGUGACUUUGACGCCUGUGAUUGCAAAAUGACGUGUCCUACUGGUUGUUCGUGUUACCACGACAGGACUUGGAACACGAACGUGGUAGACUGUUCGAAACAGAACGCGCCUGAAAUACCGCAGCGUAUACCAAUGGAUGCCACCGACGUCUAUCUGGACGGUAACAAACUGAAGGACCUGAAAGAUCAUGUGUUUAUCGGCAGGAAGAAUCUGAGAAAUUUGUAUUUCAACAACAGCGGUAUCGAGGAAAUCCAGAACAGUUCGUUUAACGGUUUGAACGCGUUGCAAACGUUGCAUCUGGAGGACAAUAGAAUCAGGCAGUUGCAAGGUUUCGAAUUCGAACAUUUGGUGAAUUUGAGGGAGCUGUACCUCCAGAACAAUUUGAUAAGUUACAUCGGGAAUCGUACUUUGGAACCUAUGGGCUCGUUGCAGGUUCUCAGGUUGGACGGUAAUAAAUUAGUGUCGUUUCCCUUGUGGUUACACACAAGUCAUCUACGUCUAACCGAGCUUAUGAUAGCCCAAAAUCCGUGGUCUUGUCGCUGCAAGUUCCUACAAGAGUUCACGGCCUGGGUCGCGGAUAACGCGUUGAAAAUCGUCGAUAGCAACGAUAUCAUGUGCGUGAAUUCAGACUCUCAACCACCGGACCAGAGAAGUUUGGACUUUAACAGUACGGCAUGCAGUGAUUUCUACGCGGGAAGUGUAAUCGAUACGAUGCUCGUAUCGGCCUACUGGCCAACUGUUGUUGUGACUUUAUGCCUCGUUUUUGUCGUGCUACUGGUCGUCGUACUCUGGUUCUUGUUCAGGGACUCGCUGAGAGUGUGGUUGUACUCGAGUUACGGCGUGAGGUUGUGCAGCUUCAGGGCCGCGGCCGCGUUCGAAGAUAGAGACAAGUUGUACGACGGUUUCGUGUGUUACAGUCCCAAAGACGAGGAGUGGGUGGUGCAGGCCUUGUGCGCCGAGCUAGAGACUAAGUUCCAAUUGUGCUUGCAGUACCGGGAUUUCCCCCAUGCUGCUUAUCUUCAACACACCGCUCCAGCCGUGCUGGAGGCGGCCGAAGCUAGUCGUCGGGUGAUAAUAGUUUUAACUAGGAACUUUUUACAGACUGAGUGGUCGCGAUACGAGCUUCGGCAGGCCCUGCACGAAGCCCUGAAAGCGCGAGUGUUCAAGCUGGUGAUCUUGGAGGAGGGUCCCCUUCCCGAAGCCCUCCUGGACCCCGAGCUCAAGCCCUAUCUCAAAACCGCUCAUCGGGUGCGAUGGGGCGAGAAGAGGUUUUGGGAGAAACUCUAUUACUCCCUUCCGUCUGUGGAGAAUCGGGGCAAAAUCAACGCCAACUACAGACGGAACAUCAACAAUUACACCAUAGACUCCAGGGUGGUUCCUAACGGUAGACAGAGUCACCACAGCUACCCGGAGAAGAUGAGGACGCAGGCGCCUCCGUCGCCUGGCAUGCAGAUGCUGCCGCCCCCGGCCUACACCUCUGGCAACCAUCCAGAAGUCGACGACGCCAAUUAUUCGUCGGCGACGACCGCGACGCCUUCCCCCAGGCCGGCGAGGAGGUCCAUCCAGGAACCGAGGCCGAUCAGCGACCACAUCUACUCCAGCAUAGAUAGCGAUUACAGUACCCUGGAACGCGGUGGGUCUGGCAGGAGAGGUCUCCCAUGGAGGCCCCACGUCUUCGUGCAGACGGCUGGCGUCCAAAAUGGCGGCCAGGCCUACCUUGUGUGAUAAACUUAACGACUGAUUAGGUAUGUAAAAAAACUAUUUCGAUAAAGACUUAACGGAUUCUGUAUAAUGUAAAAUAAUCCUCCAAAUUUUAUUAAUUUGUAUUAUAUUAUUUUUGUACAUUGAUUGUAAAUAGAUAUAUAUUUAUUUGUUCAUUAAUCUGUAUUAUUUUUGUGCAUAUUUUCUACCUAUUGCAAAACGAAUUAUAUAUAAAAUAAAUGCGAUGUGAAUUAUAAAA
Coccinella septempunctata (seven-spotted ladybird) is the source of this 4408-nucleotide messenger RNA. It is a transcript of the gene Toll-7, whose product is annotated as toll-like receptor 7. Gene Ontology annotation, biological process: signal transduction. The record is from RefSeq and is a predicted model, not a curated record. Gene Ontology annotation, molecular function: protein binding. The coding region runs from base 241 to 4173 and encodes 1310 amino acids. The transcript has a single exon. Lineage: Eukaryota; Metazoa; Arthropoda; Insecta; Coleoptera; Coccinellidae.